This is a messenger RNA of Cercospora beticola, 2276 nucleotides long. RefSeq names its product alpha-mannosyltransferase. Gene Ontology annotation, cellular component: Golgi apparatus. The record is from RefSeq and is a predicted model, not a curated record. Gene Ontology annotation, biological process: protein O-linked glycosylation. Lineage: Eukaryota; Fungi; Ascomycota; Dothideomycetes; Mycosphaerellales; Mycosphaerellaceae. Gene Ontology annotation, molecular function: alpha-1,3-mannosyltransferase activity.
CCGUGAUGAUCCAGCUCCCAUACUGGUCCCGACACAAGAGGCGGGUCGUCAUGUGUCGUGUUAUCGCUGGCACGCUUCUGUUAUCUUUACUGGGUGUAUUUUUCUUUCCCUCGGUUGUCGAAGCCACUCCUUCCCCUCUCAAAAACAGCAUCAGGAAACAGCAAGUUCGAGAGGCACCAGAUGUCCCAGAAUACUCCCCGCAGGACACACGCUAUGAGCCACCAGCUGCAGAUAUCCGAGAACCCGAGAAGCCAGCAAUCGCGAAACAUGCUCCCUCCCACCAAACUCCAAUUGUCCAAAAGAAACCAAAUAUUAACAUCGAGGAAGCUGUUCUGAAGCUCAAAUCCUUAUAUCCAGACGAAGUCCGCACAAAAGGGAUCUUGUCGCCUCUCACAGCAACUGGAGAAGCACUUCUCCGAGAUCUAGCUUUCAGAACAAGGGCGUUCAGAGAAGCUUUGGCAGCAUGGGAAGCACUACAUUUCGUCAUCGAUGGGCCUACGCUGUCUCAAAGAGACAUCAUCCCACAAUUGCGCGCAGCAAAGCGCCCCUCCGAGAACUUCGCUGAGGCGGUACACAGCUAUGACAGAUUCCGGGCCUAUAUCAACAAACUUGCUGCGCGUCUGUUCCCGUGGACAAUGGCAUUCUAUGCUGACCAUAUGUCGCUACAUGCGAGCUUCUACAGUGGAGGUAAGGGCAUAGUCCUCACGGCAGGCGACGGCCAGGCUCCUUAUCUCUUGACAAGCAUUCCCUCGUUCCGGAAACUUGGAUGUGAAUUGCCAAUUGAGAUUCUCUAUCUUGGAGACGAGGAUUUGAGCGAAGACUACAGAGAUGCCCUGGAAGCUUUGCCAGGAGUCUUGACCAGAGACUUGAGCCAAAUGGUGAAUGAUGAAGGUUGGGCACUGAAAGGGUGGGCAAUGAAGCCCUUCGCAAUUCUCAUGUCCUCCUUCCGCGAAGUCCUUUUCAUCGACGCCGACGCACUUUUCCUUGUCAACCCCGAAACGAUGUUCGACGACGAGCAAUAUACGAGCACGGGAGCGCUAUUUUUCAAGGACAGAAACCUGAACCCAGAGAAAAAGCGAGGCUGGCUCAAGUCGAUUCUGCCAAGCCCAAUAUCAGACCAUGUCAAGAAGAGUCGAAUGUGGACAGGCGAAAGCGGACAUCAGCAAGACUCUGGAGUGCUAGUAAUCGACAAAUGGAAGCAUUUCGUUUCUCUGCUUUUGACCACAAGAAUGAAUGGCCCAGACCGAGACGGCAACAAAGAUCAAGGCAAGAAGGGUGUCUACGAGAUGGUCUACGGCGACAAGGAGACUUUCUGGCUCAGCUGGGAGCUGGCGGGUGACUUGGGAUACUCGUUCCAUGACAGCGUCGUUGGAACAAUGGGCACACUCAACACGACUGUAGCCACAAAAAGGGCAUCAGAGGCAAUCUGUUCCGCACAACUCUUGCAUUUUGAUCGCGAAGGCUUGCCACUCUGGUUCAAUGGUGGUCUCAGCAAGACGAAAGACGAAUCCGAUAACUUCAAACACUACCAACCAUUCGAGUACUACAUGCAAGAACCACGAGAAAAAGGGCGUGCCGUUACAAGCGAUAACUGGAGCAUUCAACCUUCCAACGUGGUCUGCUUGGAAGGAGAAGAGCACUUCCCAUUCUCCGCACACACCCAGGGCGUGCUGGAAAUGCUCCUCGACCUCGCGCGCCAAAACGCAGAAGCUGAACCAGAAUCAUGAACCACGUUCACUGUUGCAUAAAUUCUGAUCCUACUCAGUCCCCAAACCAAAAGACCAUCAUAACCGAUCCAACCUCCGCCUCAAACGCUCAUUCUCAAACUUAAACGCCUCAGCCAUCAACCUCUUCUGAUUCGGCAGUCGAAGCAACUCCUCAAGCUCCUCUUCAAAACUCCACCGCCAUUCCGCAUGCUCAACAGGAUCCAAUCGUACCUCCGCUGGCUGCUGCACUCUUACGACAUACGAGUAUUGCAGCCAUGAUUGACCUCUCUGACUCGUCCAAGGCGUUUCAGCAAGUUUGCCAACGACUUCUACUACAUGCAGACCGGUUUCUUCGAAGAUCUCUCGUAUUAGGCCUUCACGGAUGGUUUCUCCGGGAUCGACUUUGCCGCCUGGUAGUUCCCAAUGGUCUGGGAAGGCUUUUUCGUCGGCUGCGCGCUUGACGGUGAGGAGUUGUGGGGCUGGGGCUGGUACCGCCGUUUGAGGACCAGAAUUUGUUGAUGCUGUUGAUGUUGAGGAUAUAUCUUCGCGAAAUAUGGCGCCCGUUGCAAC